AUGGAUGAUAUUAGGGGAGUUUAUACAGUAAAGAAUGGUUACAGGCGCCUUGGUGAAAUUUAUGCCCCAUGUGAUCCAGUUUGGAAUAACAUUUGGAAAUUACAGGUUCCCCCCAAAUGGAGAAUAUUUUUAUGGAGAGCUAUCACAAAUGUUUUGCCAACAAUUACUAACCUGGUUAAUAGAAGAGUGGAGAUCCCAAAUGUUUGCCCUGCUUGUGGUGUGCUUGGGGAGGAUGUUAUGCACAUUUUAUGCAAUUGUGUUUAUGCUAGACGUGUGUGGAAUAUUUCACAACUCCAAAUCCCUAACUUUGGUGAUCAUGAUUUUAUGCAGUGGGUGGAGCUUUGGUUGGGAAACUCAGUAACAUCUGCUGGGUUUCUAAAAGAUCAGAUUUGUGGAAUACUCUACGAAAUUUGGAGGGCUCGAAACAUGGCUGUUUGGGACCUUGCAUUACCAUCCCCGUUGCAUCUUUGUGCCUCGUUUCAACGCUCUUGGGCUGCCUGGUCGUUGUCCACCGCACAUGGCCGCACUGUUGGGUCACCGCCGGUUGCCACCAUGCCGCAUGCGCUGUCCGAUCUCCAGGCGCUACAGCUGCCUCACGGUACGGUGCUUUGCAGCAUAGACGCGGGGUUCUACGGCGCCCAACACUCCCCUACUUUUGGCUUCUAUAUACGCAGCUUGGAUGGCGUUUUUGUUGCAGCGGCUAAUGGCCCCCUCUCUUGUCCGUAUGAUCCCCUAUUGGCCGAGGCUAUGGCAAUACGUGAGGCUCUAUCGUGGCUGCAGGAUCACAAUUAUCAAAACGUCCUCAUGUUAUCGGACUGUGCUGUUCUCGUUGCUAGUUUCCGGGAUGCCAGUUCUUAUCGUUCGUAUCUUGGCAUUGUUUUAGAUUCCUGUUUACGUUUAAUUAAUUCGUUUUCUGCUUGCUCUAUUAAGUUUGUACGCAGAGGCACCAAUAUGGUCGCCCAUGCAUUAGCUAAGCACGUUGGUGCGGUUCAGACACGUUCAGUCUGGAGGGAAGCUCUACCUCCUUUUAUUCCUGCUGGUUUAAGUUAA
Messenger RNA from Ipomoea nil (Japanese morning glory), 1050 nucleotides. RefSeq lists its product as uncharacterized. The record is from RefSeq and is a predicted model, not a curated record. The transcript has a single exon. Gene Ontology annotation, molecular function: nucleic acid binding; RNA-DNA hybrid ribonuclease activity. Bases 1 to 1050 code for a protein of 349 amino acids. Lineage: Eukaryota; Viridiplantae; Streptophyta; Magnoliopsida; Solanales; Convolvulaceae.